Messenger RNA from Rotaria sp. Silwood1, 747 nucleotides. The record is from the annotation of a GenBank genome assembly. NCBI's taxonomy places the organism in Eukaryota, Metazoa, Rotifera, Eurotatoria, Philodinida, Philodinidae.
AUGAAUCGUUUUGCUGAUAUUGAUUUGUCGUUUAAGAAACUGCCACCUGUUUAUGGUUAUCGAAGUCAAAAACUAGUUCCGAUUGAAAAAGCAUUAGAAAAUAUUGUGUCUGAAAUUGGUGAAUUACCAUAUUAUAUAAAGAUUGCUAAAAAGUAUUGCCAUUUUCCAUCGAAACACGGUUUGACGCAUGAUGAAUCUGCUGCUAUUUAUAUUUAUACAAUGGAAUGGGACGAAACUAGUCUAUAUCGUGUAUUAAAUAAAGCAUUACGAUUAGAAAAUCGACAAGCAUUAAAGAUAUGGUUUCCUUACUUAAAAUUAUUUGAUACAGCAUUAGAUAAAUUACCUACUGUGAAAGAAGUUGUAUGGCGAGGUGUGCCUCUUGACAUUGGCAAAAAUUUCACUAAAAAUCAAAUGAUAACAUGGUGGACCGUUAAUUCAUGUUCAUCCUCGGUUGAUGUUAUCAAACAUUUCCUUGGUAAUGAUAGAAAAUCAACUCUGUUUUUAAUCGAAGCUGUUAAUGGAAAAAAAAUUUAUGGUUAUAGUGCUCAUGAAAAUGAAGAUGAAUUUAUUUUACGAAUGGGAACAGAAUUGCGUGUGAAAAGCAAUGCUCUGGAUCAUCCCUAUGGUUCACAUGUCGUACAUUUGAUUGAAGUCGAUGAUAAUAAUGAUAAACCAAUGAUAUCGGAUAUGAAUGAUAUGCAUAUAGCUUCAACAGGUGAAAAUCAACACGCUUUAGGUAAGGCAUAG